AUGGUGUCUGUGUCACGCUUCCUUCGAGGCGUCGGCCUUGCGGCCCUCGCUGCAGUGACUUGCCAAGCUGCUGCCGCUGGCCAAUCUCUUUCCGAGCGUGCCUCUUCCAAUGACCGUUUGGUAUUUGCACACUUUAUGAUCGGCAUCGUCAGCAACAGACAAAGCUCUGCAGACUAUGACGAAGACAUGAAGCUUGCCAAGGCUGCUGGAAUUGAUGCCUUUGCUCUGAACAUCGGCACCGAUACCUACAACGACGCACAGCUUGGAUAUGCCUAUGAUUCUGCCAACCGCAAUGGCAUGAAGGUCUUUAUCUCUUUCGACUUUCACUACUGGGACAAGAACAACGCAGCUGCCGUUGGCCAAAAGGUUAAGCAGUAUGCCAGCCGACCUGCUCAACUCAUGGUCGACAACAGGGUAUUCGUCUCAAGUUUCGCAGGCGAUGGAUUAGAUGCCAACGCUGUGCGAAGUGCUGCUGGCUCCAACAUCUAUUUCGUCCCCAACUUUACCCCUUGGGGUGGUUCGACCAACGGCAUUGACGGUGCUCUGAAUUGGAUGGGUUGGCCCAACGAUGGAAACAACAAGGCCCCCAAGAACGGAAAGAGUGUGAGCGUCGCCGAUGGUGACAACAACUAUCUGAACUGGCUUGGCGGCAAGAAGUACAUGGCUCCUGUUUCUCCCUGGUUCUUCACACACUUCGGACCCGAGGUUGAUUGGUCAAAGAACUGGGUUUUCCCUGGUGGCUCUCUCAUCUUCGACCGCUGGAACGAAGUCUUGCAGAAGGGCUUCCCCAUGGUCGAGAUCCUCACCUGGAACGACUAUGGAGAGUCCCACUACAUCGGCCCUCUCAAGUCUAAGCACAACGACGACGGGUCGUCCAAGUGGGUUAAUGACAUGCCGCACAACGGUUGGCUCGACCUCUCCAAGCCCUAUAUCGCCGCCUACAAGAACAAGGAUACCAACGUUGCCAAGUACAUCGAGAAGGAUCAGCUCGUCUACUGGUACAGGCGCAACCUCAAGUCUCUCAACUGCGACUCCACUGAUACGACAUCCAACAACCCCCCUCCCAACCCCAAUGAGAACUACUUCAUGGGCCGUCCCGACGGAUGGGACACAAUGGAAGAUGUUGUCUACGUUGUCAGUCUGCUCAAGUCAGCCGGCACUGUGGUUAUCACAUCUGGAGGCAAUUCUGUCACCAAGGACGUCGGUGCCGGCGCUACUCUGAUCAAGGUCAAUGCUGGAGUUGGAAAGCAAACAUUCACUCUGAAGCGCGGCAGCUCCACUGUCCUGUCUGACACAUCUCUCAUGGACAUCACCAAUGUCUGUGCUUGCGGCCUGUACAACUACAACGCUUACGUUGGCACCGUGGCAGCUGGUUUCUCCGACCCUCUUGACGGCGCCGGCUUGGCAUCUCUGACUGUAGGACUGCACGUCACGACUUGCCAGGCCAAGCCAUCUCUUGGUACCAACCCGGCUUCACCUACUCAACCAAACCCGCCAGUUGUGACCACUGCCAACCCUGGCCAGGCUUGCAUCAAGGGCACCGUCGCUGACGGACAGAGCCAAAAUUACCUUGGCCUUUGCGAGUACACUUGCCACUACAACUACUGCCCUUCCGCUCAAUGCAAGUGUACUGAGUACGGUUCAGCCGUAUCACCUCCUGCCACUAAUGGCCGUGAGGGCUGUCCCGCCAGUGGCCUUGAUGAUAGUUACAAGGGACUUUGCAGCUACACCUGCAACCAUGGAUACUGCCCCGAUACUACCUGCAGGUACUGUUGA
Fusarium keratoplasticum is the source of this 1776-nucleotide messenger RNA. RefSeq lists its product as uncharacterized. The record is from RefSeq and is a predicted model, not a curated record. Bases 1 to 1776 code for a protein of 591 amino acids. Gene Ontology annotation, biological process: mating projection tip cell wall disassembly. Gene Ontology annotation, molecular function: glucan endo-1,3-alpha-glucosidase activity. NCBI's taxonomy places the organism in Eukaryota, Fungi, Ascomycota, Sordariomycetes, Hypocreales, Nectriaceae. The transcript is spliced from 4 exons.